AUGCUCGUCACACCCCGAACUUACGUGGCUGCCCAAUCCGAGCCCUGUGAAGGCCUGCUGCCACGCUUUUACGCUCUGGGGGGCUGGCGCUCUUCCCCCGCCAACAUGUUGCUCGUCCACCAGCUCGGCAGCGUCCGCGUCGGCGAAAUCAUUCGGUACACCGUCACCUACACACCCGCCGCGGACCCGAUUCAGCCCAUCCCGUCGCAGCUCCAUGUGCGUGUCAAGAACACCUCCGCCAUCCCCCUGCGCGCCGCCUACCUCCACGGCCCCUAUACACUCUACACCGCCUGCUAUCCCGCUGCCUUUGAUCCCAACCACAAGUAUGAUCGCUCGGAGACCGAGGGAACCCCGCAGUUCGAGCCAUACCUCAAGGCUGGCGGUAAUUGGGACGCGGUCGUCAAGGUGCCGCCGACUCUCCAGAAUGAGCCUGCCCGCAGCGUGACAUGGGUGAUCGAGAUCGUCUCCCAGGUGCUCUUUUCAAGCAGCGCUGCUGUUCACUUCGAGUUGUUGAUUAGCCGCGAUAAUAAGUCCCUGGACCUCUUUGGCGGGCAGUGGACCGGUGGCCGGGGCCCGGCAGCCAAGUUGCAUGAACAUUGGUCCCCCGAAACACGGGGCCAGCAGGUGCGGGCGACCAAAGGUGUCUUCUCCAAGUCUGUCUUGCUACGCGUGGAUGAUACCAGCAGUCUGUGGAACAAUCCACCGUUACCUUCGGCCAAGGGGGUGGCCACGAGUACAGGGCCAGAUAGGCACGAUUCAGACCAACCUUUGCCAGACGCUCAUGGCCCCGAGAACGCGCUGGAAACAUCUCCAAAAAAGAAGAAGAUCCAUCUGGUUGUGUUGACGCACGGCCUACACAGUAAUCUGGGCGCGGACAUGCUAUAUCUGAAGGAGAGCAUCGAUGCCGCUACAAGAAAAGUCAGGGAAGAAAAGCUUCGCGAUUCCGUUGACGAUGAAAAUGACGAGGAAGUUAUUGUCCGAGGCUUCUCCGGCAACGCAGUGCGCACCGAGCGUGGCAUCCAAUAUCUUGGCAAACGCCUGGCCAAAUAUGUCUUGCUGAUGACAUACCCAGAUCAGCCCUACUUUCCCUUGAAGACCUCCAAGUCUGGGCCCUUCUCACGGCCAUUCACGUCUCGCAAGAAACAGACCGAGCAGCCUCUGGGACCCCAGCGGGCUUCUGAGCCCAACGAUCCGGAAUCUGACGACCACCCGUAUCAGAUCACCAGUAUCAGCUUCAUCGGCCACUCCUUGGGUGGGCUGGUUCAGACCUACGCCAUUGCAUAUAUCCGGAAACACUCUCCCGAGUUCUUUGAAUCCAUCCGGCCCGUUAAUUUCAUUGCGUUGGCCACUCCCUUCCUAGGCCUCAGUAAUGAGAAUCCAGUGUACGUUCGAUUUGCCCUGGAUCUCGGCCUCGUCGGGCGCACCGGUCAAGAUCUCGGGCUCAGCUGGACGGCACCCAAGGUCCGCAGUGGCUGGGGUGCUCUCAUCGGAGGCCGAGGAGGGGAGCCGACGAAAGAUGAAAGCCAUGCGGAUCCCGGUUCGAAGCCGCUGCUACGAAUUCUUCCCUGCGGCCCUGCCCACGAAGUUCUUCACAAGUUCCAGCACCGCACUAUUUAUUCAAACGUGGUUAAUGACGGGAUCGUUCCGCUUCGGACCUCCUGUUUGCUCUUUCUGGAUUGGCGUGGCCUUGAUCGAGUCGAGAAGGCACGGCGAGACAACGGACUGGUUGGAACCAUGGCCGAAUGGGGCUGGGCCGAGUUGACGGGGGCAAAUUCGAAAAUCCCACAGGUCGCUCGCUCUGGCGGAGAGGCAGGCGUCGAGAGUGAGGUGGUCGUCGAUGAGCUCUCGCUCUCCCCAUCCCCUAACCAGUUCCUGGCCCGACCCGAAUUGUUGCCUGCCCAGGCUGGUGCGGCAGAGGGAGAAUCCAAGGAAAAUCUCGGUCCCUUGGACAGCAUCUUCUCCCUUUUUCGUCCGAAGGAGACAAGGGUUCCAUCCAGCAGCAAGCAGGCUAAGAUUUACAAACGCAGCCAGACCCUCAGCUCGAUGGAUUCUGGUCAACCGCCGUCUAUCGUGCGCGGCACCUCCUUAUACGGAGAUGACGGGGUCCAUACGCCCCCCAGAACGACUUUUUUUGAGUCCGCCGGAGACCUGCUCAUGCCGCCACUGCCUCCUACGGACUUCAUUCUAGAUCCUGCGGCGCGCCCUCGCACGAUCUUCCAUGAUCGCAUCUACCACCCCGAUGACAUCCCACCCCCGCUGCCCGUCAAGCGGCGGACAUUGAGCUUCAGCCCUUUGCAAAACAAGACGAAGGCAAGUGCAGUCCCAGCAUCCUCGACUCCACUACCCUCUGGCGGUAGUGCCAAUGGAGAGCACUCCAAGAGUGGUCUCAAGGUGGAAGAGAAGAUCGCGCGAGCCUAUCACCGUGAUCUUCCUUGGCGGAAAGUGCUCGUCCGUCUCGAACCUGAUGCACACAAUAACAUCAUUGUGCGCCGUAUGUUCACCAAUUCUUAUGGGUGGCCAGUGGUCAAACACCUGGUGGACACCCACUUUGGCCAUACACCUGUCGCUGAGCUGGAUGACGUGCUGAAACAGAAUGUGGAGCGAGCGAAAUCACCAAACAUUGGGCCCACGAGCUCCGGGGACGAGAUUGAAGGCGCGUCCGACUCUCUGCGAUCCGACACGCCGGUCGAUAAGACCUGGCGGGCCGAACAGCCCUUGGGACUGGAUCCCCGUCCGGAUUUCGAGCUAUCGGAGGAGUCCGCUUUUCAUGGUCGAUCCUCCCCGUUCGAUGAAUCUCACGAGACGGCUAGUGUUUACGGCGUAUCUCACCCGCCUGAGGUCUGGCGACAGGAUUCGGCGCGGUGGACUGACCGGGAAGUCGAUGAAGAUGACUGCGAUUCCGGCUUCGAGGAAACAGCCUUUCGCUGGUCCUAG
This is a messenger RNA of Penicillium riverlandense, 2934 nucleotides long. Its product is annotated as lipase ROG1 family protein. The record is from RefSeq and is a predicted model, not a curated record. The coding region runs from base 1 to 2934 and encodes 977 amino acids. The transcript has a single exon. Gene Ontology annotation, molecular function: monoacylglycerol lipase activity. NCBI's taxonomy places the organism in Eukaryota, Fungi, Ascomycota, Eurotiomycetes, Eurotiales, Aspergillaceae.